AUGUCUGCAUUCACCAAACUCGUCCGGUUCUCGGCUGGCUCGCGAACUUACUAUGGAGAUCUCGUGGCCUCUGUCAACGGGAAGUAUACUGUGCGGAAACUGAAUGGGUCUCCUUUCACCAAACUGGAAACUACAGAGGAGACUGUACAGGUUGAAACACUCGAGUGUCCCUUGGAAAGUGUUCCAAUCAUCAUGUGUAUUGGAUUGAAUUACAACCAACACGCGAAGGAGGCCAAUCUCCCUGUCCCUACCUACCCGGUCAUUUUCACCAAGCCCGCAGACGCACUUGCCGGACCCUUUGAAACAAUUGACAUCCACCCAGAUGCGCGUGAGCUUCUCGACUACGAGGGCGAAUUGACCAUCGUGAUCAGCAAAGAUGCUAAAAACGUGUCGGAGGAAGAUGCACUGGACUAUGUUUUGGGCUACACAGCUGGAAACGAUCUGUCCGCUCGGAAUUUCCAGCGACCCGAAGCCUCGGGUGGUCAGUUCUGCUACGCCAAAUCGUUCGAUAAAUUUGCGCCAAUUGGCCAUGCGAUCGUGGCGGCACGCGAAAUACCAGAUCCCCAGGUAUUAAAUCUGACCACCAAGGUUAACGGCGUUGUCAAGCAAGAGACCAGCACCGGUGAUAUGAUCUGGAGUGUUCGUCAGCUCAUCAGUCACCUUUCCCGUGGUACGACGCUCCGAAAGGGGACCUUGGUUAUGACUGGGACUCCAUCCGGUGUAGGUUAUUUCCGUAAGGAGUUCCUUACCCAUGGAGAUAUUGUCGAGGUGGAGAUUGAAGGAGUUGGAGCAACCAAAAACCGAGUUCAGCACUGA
Messenger RNA from Penicillium antarcticum, 816 nucleotides. Its product is annotated as fumarylacetoacetate hydrolase family protein. The record is from RefSeq and is a predicted model, not a curated record. The coding region runs from base 1 to 816 and encodes 271 amino acids. Gene Ontology annotation, molecular function: acetylpyruvate hydrolase activity. NCBI's taxonomy places the organism in Eukaryota, Fungi, Ascomycota, Eurotiomycetes, Eurotiales, Aspergillaceae. The transcript is spliced from 3 exons.